UAACGAGUGAAUUCCUAAAUAGGCGUUUGGGUCUGUGGUAUGACCGUACGAGGUCUUUGAACUGAAAGAUCUCAGACCUUCCGGUGACAUGGCAACAAUGGAGAGAUCCAAAUUGAUUUUGUUUAUCACGGUUCUUCUGCACUUCUGUUCUUCUAUUCUUCCUUCUGCCGCUGCAAUUUCAUCUGGGGCGAGUGAUGGCUACACCAUUAAUGGUCGGGUUAAGGUCGAAGGUAUGGGCGUGAAAGGUUUUACUCUUCCUGGAAAGAUAUCAAAUGCCAAAGUAAUACUAAAUGGUGGCCAAAAUGUCACUUAUCUUAGGCCUGAUGGCUAUUUUUCUUUCCACAACAUACCAGCGGGAACUCAUCUAAUUGAAGUGGCUGCCCUUGGUUUUUUUUUCUCUCCGGUACGUGUUGAUGUCAGCGCUAGAAACCCUGGUAAGGUUCAAGCUGCACUGACAGAGAACAGGAAAGGUCUGAAUGAAUUGAUUUUGGAGCCUUUGAGAGAGGAACAAUAUUAUGAGAUAAGGGAGCCCUUCUCCAUAAUGAAUGUCAUAAAGAGCCCAAUGGGCCUGAUGGUUGGCUUCAUGCUGAUUGUUGUGUUUCUCAUGCCCAAACUAAUGGAAAAUAUGGAUCCUGAAGAAAUAAGGCGAGCUCAAGAAGAAAUGAGGAGCCAAGGGGUUCCUUCUCUGGCAAACUUGAUACCUGGUGCUGGAAGAAACUAGGACUAGUUCAACCAAUCACAUGAACUCUUUUCGGAUUUUGUGCUUCAUCUUUGAGAGUUGUGUAUUAGAAAACAACACGAUGAAAGGCUCAUUUCAAAUUGUAAGGCUGCUUCUGCUGCAACCUCAACAACUUUCUGAUACACUAGCUCUUUCUGCUGGGGGACAGGGAGAGUGGGAGUUUCUUUGGAAGUUGGUUUAUUUUUUGUGAUCAUAUACUCUCAUUUUCAACACUAAAAAUGUACAUUUACAUUAUCAGACAAGGGAUUUUAUUUUAGUUGGAAAAGAUGAUUUUGUCUUGAUAGCUACUCUCAGCAAGCAACUCUUGAUGCAUCUUUUAUAUGAUGGACCUUGAGUGGUCUAAAGCCAUUAAUGAUGGGGUUACUUCUUAGCC
Nelumbo nucifera (sacred lotus) is the source of this 1112-nucleotide messenger RNA. RefSeq names its product ER membrane protein complex subunit 7 homolog. Gene Ontology annotation, cellular component: EMC complex. Gene Ontology annotation, molecular function: carbohydrate binding. Lineage: Eukaryota; Viridiplantae; Streptophyta; Magnoliopsida; Proteales; Nelumbonaceae. The record is from RefSeq and is a predicted model, not a curated record.